CCCUGAUAAUCUCUUCAUCUGAAGAAAGCUCGCAGUCAUGGCUGCACCAACAGAGAAUUUACUGUCCCUUGGGUUUCGAACCAGAACCAGGGAAAAUACUUUAACAAAGCAGAGGGAGUACUGUUUAAAGGAAAGUAGAGCGAUGCUCCUUCAGCAGCGUUUACAGGAACUGAAGGACAGAGAGCACCAGGCUCAAAGGCACAACAAGCAGCUGCUGCAGCAGUUUGAGAAGGCUCAGGACACACUGGAGGAGAUGUUGACCCGUAAUGCUGCCAUGAAAACUAUUCGGAUGGAAUAUGAGAGAUACUUAGAGGAGAACUCUCCCCGCUGGCAGCAGCAGCUACAAGAGGCAGCUCAGCAGAAGAAGAUGGAAGAUUGUUCCAGGGUAUAUCAACAGAAAUCAGAAGAAAACGAAGUGUUGACAUCCACAGUAGAUGCACCUGCGCUGUCACAUGAUCCUUCAAUGCAAAAUCAAAAAUGUGUUCCUUCCCAUGAAAACUCAGAUUACCCACAAAGUAGCUUCUCCCACCAUCCCUUCUCCCAGCUGACCUCCACUCAGACCCACACAGGCAGGUUUCCAGGAUUCCUCACAGCUCUUCAUCGCACCCACAGCCCCCUUUUCUUCCCUCCACCCAACUUCCUACUCCCUCACUCGUUUUUACUCCAACACCCAACCUCCUCGCUGGGUCAUCAGCGGUGGUCCAAGCAGGAGGCAUCAGGCUGGGACCCCGGCUCUUCGGGAUCUGUGGGCCGAUUCCACACAGAAAACCCCCCUCCAUCAAGUUUUUCUGUUGGGGAAGGAAAUGAGACAAGUGGAGCAACGAACACCAGUAAGAAGAAAGAUGGUGGUUUGUCUCCUGGUCUGGACGUUAAACCAGUUCGUCUGUCCAGCAGGCAUGAACAGAGCAGUGGGAGCAGCAGAGGUUCCCCUCUGGCUGGCAGAGACAAGAGGAAGAGGAAGAAGAAGAGAGGAAGAGGGCAGCAAUCAUCACCAGACUCUCAGAAGUCGUACGGGACUUCCAAUAAAAUCAUCGUUGCCUCGUUGGCAGCAGAUCAGAGCUCAGAAAGAAAUUCCUCAUCUGUGGGCAGCGACAGAAGCAACAGCAGCACCGAGAGAGAAGCUCCUGUUGGAUCUCCUCUACCUGAAGGAGAAACAGAGAACAGGAGAGAGGAUGAUGGGGAGAGCCAGCACUCGGAUGAGGAGGAGAGUAGUUUGAGUAAAAAGAUGGAGAAUCAAAGUCAUGAUGACAAAUCACUGAGCUGUAGAGCAGAGGAAUCAGGAGGAGACGUGGAAAAUAAAAGUAGAGCUGAAGAGGAAAUAGUUAGUCAGGAGGGAAGCAGUGAUGAAGAGAGGGAUGAGGAGGAGGAAACAAAAGAUUUGGAAGCUGGAGACGAGGAAAACAGCUGGAAAAGUCAGGAGCAAGUCGGUGAUGCAGAGGGAGAUGACGAGGUUUCUACAGGAAUUAAGACAACAGAAGACGUGGAGCAUCAGGAAGAUGAACAGUUAAAUAACAAAGAUACUAAAAUCAGAACGGAGAGUUCUGCCUCCUCACAGGAUGAAGAGGAGGAUGGAAGCGAAGACGAUGAGGAGUCAAAUAAGGAGGACAGGAAUGAUGAAGCAGAAGAUAGCUGCGAUUCGGAUGAAAUAAUUUCUCCACAAGAAAAAAGGUCUGAACAGAUGCAGACGAUUCCUGAGGAUGAUGAAGAUGAAGUUAAGACACAAUCUUCUGAUGAAUCCACCGAUGAUGCCAUCGAGAAUCUCCUCGCACCCCCAGGAGCAGGGAAAGUAGAAGAGGAUGAGCGCUCCGACCAAGAGCCCACAGCUGCUUGUCACAACAUGAACAUCUUCCAAGUGACGGACACGUCAAAGGUGGAUCAUAUCGGUGACUCGGACGAGUUUGAUCACUUCUAUGACUAAAUGUGUCAAAAACAAGUCGUGGCUUCAUUAAAGCAGGAGUCAGGUGAACAAAAUCAUGUCUUAUUUUUAUGAAAAUGAAACGUUCCUCAUCUGUUCAAACAUGUGAAAACACAGUUGAGAAAAUGCAUUUUUUUAUUUAAAUGAAAACAAAAAAACUGUACAAAUGCUGAUUUAUUCUCCUCUGCUGAACCAACUCCACCACGCCAUGCUUGAAUAUAAGAAAACACACAAAUAUUUCUCAUGGUUUCUAAAGGUCAAAGGGCACUCCUGGACACAUUUCUAAAACCUUCCUGGCUGUGAUUAUUACAGUUCAUUUCAGGUCCCAGUGGUGAUUUAAAACAUUCUGGUCAGAUUUUCACCACUUGAGCAGCCAAACAGGGGCUGACUCUCUGUCCGACCUCUGAUGAGGCGCCGUGCUGAAUCAACAUCCUGCUGUAAGUCCCGCCCACCUGACCUUUGGUCAGCCUUCCAGGAUUCACACAAACACAGCCGACCACAUCCUGGUGAUGGAUGAAGGGAGAUUUUUUUUUAAUUAUACGAUCAAAGACAGAGACAUUCUUGUGUUUUUGUUUUUACGGAGGGAAUAUUCUGCACCUUCACAAAGUAACGCAGCUCAGAUGGAAUGAUGAGAACGUCGGGGGUGAGCGGCAUCUGACCGAAGCUCUGGAACUUCUCAUAAUCCAUGUUCACCUCCUCCACAGAUUAGAAAGAGAAACCUGAACAGCUUCAGCAUAACCACCUCCUCUGGGUCAGCAUGUGCUUCAGGAUCCGUGAGAAUCUGUCCGAGCCGGUGCCGCUGCAACAUAACAGGUUUGUAAUCUUUUUAAAGUUCUGACUGAUGCAGAGCGGGGUUCUGUUACUGCCAAGUCUUCCUCACCUGCUGAUCUCCUCAGCACUGAUGUGGAACAGGAUGUCAGUGGACGUUAGGCCAAAGGUCACUCCAUUAAUCAGAAGGGUGCAGGGAUCGGAGACCAGGGUGACACGCUGCAGAGAAACAACAAUAACGCCCUUCGUUUACAAUGGAUCAGAUGCAGUAUGACGAUCCUCUAUAAUAACUCCGUAUGUGACCUGGAUCUGCUCCUUCCUGAGGCUGGGCAGGGUGAAGGGGGGCUGUGGGUAGAUGAAAUGAUGGUGGAUGUCUCUCUGAGACGGCACGAACACCAAGUGGCAGCCGACACUGGGACAGAAACACAAAGCUUCACUGAGGUGUAGCUUUAACAUGAUCAGAAGUUAUUUCUACAACUCAAACUACUUUUGUUCAAUAAAAUUGUAUUAAUUUAC
Molecule: messenger RNA, 3199 nt
Organism: Nothobranchius furzeri (turquoise killifish)
Lineage: Eukaryota; Metazoa; Chordata; Actinopteri; Cyprinodontiformes; Nothobranchiidae
Product: dentin sialophosphoprotein
Source: RefSeq, a predicted model, not a curated record